This is a messenger RNA of Mytilinidion resinicola, 1350 nucleotides long. Its product is annotated as putative acetylornithine aminotransferase. Gene Ontology annotation, molecular function: identical protein binding; L-ornithine transaminase activity; pyridoxal phosphate binding. Gene Ontology annotation, cellular component: cytoplasm. The transcript has 5 exons. The record is from RefSeq and is a predicted model, not a curated record. NCBI's taxonomy places the organism in Eukaryota, Fungi, Ascomycota, Dothideomycetes, Mytilinidiales, Mytilinidiaceae. The coding region runs from base 1 to 1350 and encodes 449 amino acids.
AUGGCCCCUUCUCGAGUCCAACGGAAGCAAAUUGUACUGUCGAAAAGAGCACAGCAGUUGCUUAAUACCGAGGCGGAGUACACGGUCGGUGGCUUUACACCUCUGCCGGGUUUCAUGGACCGAGGCAAGGGUGCGCAACUAUGGGAUGUGGAUGGCAAGGAGUACCUCGAUUUCAUUUGCAUGUUCAGCGCGGGCAAUCAAGGACACUGCCAUCCGACAAUAGUCGCAGCGAUGAUCGAGCAGAUCAAUAAGGGCAAGUUGGCCUACCUCAUCAACACUUCUACUCACAAUUCGCGUUGGCCCGUCUUUGCAGAGAUGAUGUGCAAGAGGUUCAAAUACGACAAGAUCUCCGCGAUGGUGACCGGCGCCGAGGGAGCUGAUCUGGCUUGCAAAAUCGCUAGGCGUCAUGCUCAUGAGGUUAGAGGCAUUCCAGCGGACGAGGUACUGAUUCUAGCUGUCUCGGACAGCUACCACGGACUGUCUUCUGGCGUCUGGAAUCUGCAAGAUCCUAGUCCCGCACGAACAGCUUAUGGCCUCGAUAGCGCGCAACAUACCAACGUCAAUCCCUCUACGAAGGAGCUGCUGCGGUAUGGUCAUUUGGAAGACAUGGAGGCCUGUCUUGCAGAGCACCACGUGCGUGUGGGGGCAAUCAUCAUAGAGUGCAUACGCAACACAGGAAACACUUACGAAGAAGAAGUCUCCUUCGCCCGGGGGAUCUACGACCUAUGCAAGAAAUACAACAUUCCCUUCAUCGCCGACGAGGUCCGAAUGGGAGCUUGCAAAACGGGAAAGUUCUUCUCUUUCAACCAUCUGGGCCCAGACGUCCGCCCCGAUCUGCUUGUGGUCGGAAAAUCCAUGACCGGCGGUGCUUAUCCGGCCUCGUUCGUCCUGGGUGACGACGCUAUGAUGUCGGUAGUCGGGCCAUAUGAGAGCGGCUCGACGUUCGCACAUACGCCCAUGGCAAUCGCGGCUGCGGAAGCGGCACUGAAGGUCCUAGAUGAGGAGAAGAUGGCGGAGCGAGCAGCGCAUCUCGAAAAGAGGUUUCUAGAGCUGACGAACGACUUGAGGAAGCAUCCACAUGUGGCUGACAUUCAGGCUCGUGGUGCAGAUUUCAGCAUUCCAAUUCGAGAAAACCCAGAAGGAAGGGUGACGGCAAGAAGGAUUGGAGGCUUGUGCUUGAGCAAAGGACUGCUAUUAUAUCCGUUGGGUGGACGUUUGAGGAUGGGCGUGAGCAUGGUGAUGACGGAUGCGCAGUUGGAAAAAGGGGUGCAAAUCAUCAGGGAAGCACUAGAUGAGGUCGUGGAAUAUCAGGAUGCGAUUCCGGGGGAGGUGUGGCAUAAGGCUCAUUAG